UAAAGAUAGUCAAAAAACGGACACUGACAUAAUCGAUGAGAUGCAUACUCUGGUAAAUGAGACUAAGAGGAAACUUGGGAAUACGAAGAUCGUUCUAUCUUUACCACCACCAAGAAGCGACAAUGAAUUAUGGAAUAUUAGAUCAGCAUCCAUAUCAGCCCAGCUACAAGCUAAAUAUCAUGAUGAUCGACAGGUUACCUGCUCUCUAAACAGCAACCUUGGAAGAAAUGGAACCCCAAACACAUCUUUAUACAGAGACGGAGUUCACCCAAACGAAAGGGGUACAUCAGUUCUAUGUAAAAACAUCCUUGAUUGCAUCAGGAAACUAUGUAACAUCACUCCCCCACAAAGGUUUGGUCCUAAGAGACCAUUUCAAGGCCAGAGAAAAUGGUGAAACUAACCAUCUAAACACAUCAUUUGUCAAUUACUGAAAAGUACAUGUAGUGUUGGGUAUAAAAUACCAUUUAUAUUAAGUUUUAGUACAAGUAC
Molecule: messenger RNA, 489 nt
Organism: Owenia fusiformis
Lineage: Eukaryota; Metazoa; Annelida; Polychaeta; Sabellida; Oweniidae
Source: the annotation of a GenBank genome assembly